CUUUUUUUCUUUCUUUCUUUAGGAAUUGAAAAUUUGGAUAGUGGUGUUGGAGUCUAUGCACCAGACGCAGAAGCAUAUACACUUUUUGCUGACCUUUUCAAUCCUAUCAUUGAAGAAUAUCAUGUAGGUUUCGGCCCAAAGGAUAAGCAUCCUCCUAAAGAUUUUGGAAAUGUUAACAACCUCGUGAACUUGGAUCCCAAAGGCGAAUUUGUUAUUUCUACUAGAGUUAGAUGCGGUCGAAGUUUAGAAGGAUACCCAUUCAAUCCGUGUCUAACUGAGCAGCAAUACAAGGAAAUGGAAGAGAAAGUAAGCAGUACACUCUCAGGUAUGACUGGAGAACUUAAGGGUACAUAUUAUCCUCUAACUGGAAUGGAUAAGGCAACGCAACAGCAGCUUAUUGACGACCAUUUUCUCUUCAAAGAAGGAGACCGUUUCUUACAGGCUGCUAAUGCUUGCCGUUUCUGGCCAACAGGCAGAGGUAUAUACCAUAAUGAUAACAAAACAUUCUUAGUCUGGGCGAAUGAAGAAGACCACCUGAGGAUCAUUUCGAUGCAGAAAGGAGGCGAUCUCAAGCAGAUAUAUAAGAGAUUAGUCGAUGCUGUAAAUAUUAUAGAAUCACGACUUCCAUUUUCUCAUGACGACAGGCUGGGCUUUUUGACUUUCUGCCCAACCAAUCUGGGAACAACUAUCCGUGCAUCUGUGCACAUCAAGCUACCGAAACUUGCCAAAAAUAGGGACCAGCUGGAAGCUAUUGCUGGAAAGUUUAAUCUACAAGUCAGAGGAACUCGAGGUGAACACACUGAGGGCGAAGGAGGUGUUUACGAUAUUUCGAAUAAGAGGCGCAUGGGACUUACGGAGUACCAGGCCGUAAAAGAAAUGCAAGAUGGAAUUUUGGAACUUAUUAAAAUGGAGAAGGCUGCUUAAGGAAGAAUCCCCCAAACAGAAAGAUAUUCAAUAAUAUUUCUGAAAGCUUUGAUGCUUUAUCUUUAGCACAAUGCGCCCUAGCUCUGUUUCAUACAACCAUUCCUUUCACUAGAUGUAAAAAUAAGAGAACAAGCCAAUAGAAUUUGGUGUAAAUUUUUAUUCUUUUCGGAAUUAAUUCUAGUUUUCUAUACUUAAUUUGUUUGUUGAAUAAAGUAAUUUUUUCGGUCUAAUACAUUGAAAUGUUUUUAGUAACAACACUUAAGAUAUUUAUAGAGCUUUUAGGAGAUAUUUUAGAUAAUUAUAAUUUUCUUAAUUUAUGAAGCCGUACGUAUAUGAAUAUAUAAAACACGUACUUAAUUAUAAGAGCUCAUUUUAAAGUACUUCACUUGCAUUUAAUUUUCAGUCUUUGAAACUUACUCUGGUUUCCAAAUGCUAUGCAUCAGUUACAAAAUGGUUCACUCUUCAGGAACUUUUGAAAUGCAAAUGCAGAAGCUCUGUGGAGAAAAAAAGAAAGUGAGAUUAAAAGAAUCUGUGAUGUGGUUUUAAUUGAUAGAUAUUUGUCAGAGAGAAUGGAAUUAACCGAAAACUAAACUACGGAAGUUGAGAAUAAUUAAAUAAAAUUAGAUAUGAGCAUUUGUAUUUGCACUGUAAGGCUCGCGGGGGAUGUUUCUCCUGUUCGAAAGUUGCUAUGAACAUGUUGCAUUUGGUAAUUACUGGCAAAUGCAGACCCAUAAAUGCAAUUACUGUGAGGUUUAAUUGAGAUCUGAAAUAUGACUGUCUUUCUGGAAAACAAAAGCACGUUCUUGCUACUGUCUUGUAAAGUUUCAUCUCAUUACAUCAGGCAGUCUAAGCUUAAGGCGCCAUCUCCGUGCAGUUGAAAGAUCACUGAAAAUAUGCUUGCUUAUGAUAAGUAAUGAUCGUCAAACUUUACUGCGGACCUCCUAAAAUAUCCAACACUUUUUUUAUUACGCCUGCUAUCUUUAAUUAAUGAAAAUGUAUAUAAAUAGGUUGUUAACAUUAUAAAAUUAUGCAAAGUAACAUUACUGAAUUAGCUAAAUUCUGUACUGCUUCUUAGAUGUUGUUAAUGAGGAUGUUUUUUCGUCGUUCCGAAUAAGUAUAAAUUUUCAGCUAAAGUACUGGCGAGGUUUAGUCUUAAAAUUUGUUUAUCUAAGUUAAUUUUUUCUUGGGCAUUUUUAGAGCCAGAUUUACAUAGCUAAAGGAUAUGGUCGUGUAAAUCCAGUUUCACCAAAGUAAAAUGAAUUAGCAGAAAAUUCGUGCCGUUACAGCAAGGAGCUGGAAAACUCAGAAGUAAUUUUGAUUCUCUGUAUUCUUUGCAAGUAUUUAAAAGCCAGAGGUGUGAAUAUAGGUUAAAACUGGGCACAUUUAUAUCCUCUUCUAUUAAAAAUUUUUGAGUGCUACAGUUGUUUGAGAAUGGCAGAACAUUAAUACUGAAAUACUGACAAAAUUUCCUUGGUUGCAACUUUCACCGUAUCUCAGACAAGUUAUUUCUACUUGCAUCUACAUACCGUAUAUUUAAGCAAUUAGCUAGAGAUUAAGCGUUUUUAUAUCAGUAAGAUUUUCAUCUGCAUGCCAUAUAAAAGUAAGUUAGAUUUGCUACUGAACCUCCAACCAUGUCUCGCUUGAAUAACUGAACUGAUUGAAUAACUGAGUCAGUUUAUUUAAUACUUAUAUGUUCCUUAUCAAACAUUAGGAAACCAGCGUAGUUUUUUUAGAUUCAGCUAUGGAAAAUUGUUAAAAUAUCGACUUUGUUGAAUAAAUAUAUGUAUGAAAUUUUACCGUGAGCACUUUGUUAAUAAAAUAUGUUGCAAUAUGUUA
Stegodyphus dumicola is the source of this 2760-nucleotide messenger RNA. Its product is annotated as arginine kinase Lit v 2-like. The record is from RefSeq and is a predicted model, not a curated record. Gene Ontology annotation, biological process: phosphocreatine biosynthetic process. NCBI's taxonomy places the organism in Eukaryota, Metazoa, Arthropoda, Arachnida, Araneae, Eresidae. Gene Ontology annotation, molecular function: creatine kinase activity.